Molecule: messenger RNA, 477 nt
Organism: Oppiella nova
Lineage: Eukaryota; Metazoa; Arthropoda; Arachnida; Sarcoptiformes; Oppiidae
Source: the annotation of a GenBank genome assembly
AUGGAUGUAAAAACAUCAGUAAUUAUACCGGAAUUGUGUGGACAACUGAUCCAACAGUUUAUUAAUGGCUCGGACUUUGUGUUGGCUAUGAAUGAGGACAACCAUGUGUUCAGUUGGGGACUCAAUCAUAGGGGACAGUGUGCUAGAGAUGUGACACCAGAAGGGGUUUAUUUAAAACCACAACUAAUAUCACAAUUAAACGACAAGAAUAUCGCAUAUAUUUGUUGUGGUGUUUGGCAUUCCCUGGCGCUCACGACCGAUGGAAAGGCGUACGGGUGGGGCAACAAUUAUUCGGGACAAAUAGGAUCUGAAUGGCAACGAAUUGUAACAAAAUUGGGACAUAAUUCGCAUGAAAACCAUUACAAAAGUCUGUUCAUUGAGUUAUCGGCCAUCGGUUCCGGAGGUUUUGGAACCGUAUAUAAAGUAAAGCACAGAAUCGAUGAACACAUAUAUGCCGUCAAAAGAGUCCAAAUUAAA